Neopsephotus bourkii (Bourke's parrot) is the source of this 7409-nucleotide messenger RNA. It is a transcript of the gene SPHKAP, whose product is annotated as SPHK1 interactor, AKAP domain containing. Gene Ontology annotation, molecular function: protein kinase A binding. Gene Ontology annotation, cellular component: cytoplasm. The transcript is spliced from 12 exons. The record is from RefSeq and is a predicted model, not a curated record. The coding region runs from base 267 to 5375 and encodes 1702 amino acids. NCBI's taxonomy places the organism in Eukaryota, Metazoa, Chordata, Aves, Psittaciformes, Psittacidae.
CUGAGGUACCGUUUCGGACCCACCGCGGUCCGUACCACCCCGGGCGGGGGGCCACGCUGACCGAUUCCCCAGGGAGCGCAGCCCCCGGCCCGCCGCAGCCGGAGUGCCCUACCGUGAGGGAGGGACAGGGGAGGCGGCCGGAGAGGGUAGGGGAGGAGUGAGGCAGAGGGCAGGGCCGGGAGUCGCCGCACCGCAGAGAGCCGGGGCAGCGCUCUUGCCGGCCCGACAGCGCCGGAGCGGAGGGUCCCGCCGCCGCCGAGCUCGCUAUGUUCGGCCGCUCCGAACCGGCCGCCGCCGAGCGCGGCCGCCCCCAGCACGCCGCGCCCAGCAACUUUGAAUCUCCGCUGAUGCAUGAAGUUCCAGAGCACCAAGGCAGCAGCACAGAGAGUUCGGCAAGCAGUUUGGGAAGCUCUGUCACAGCAUGUAAGAAGAUUCUCUGCAGUAACAGUCUGCUAGAAUCAACAGACUACUGGCUGCAGAAUCAGAGGACACCAUGCCAAAUUGGCUUUCUGGAAGACAAGUCAGAAAGCAACUGUGCCUCAGUUUGUUUUGUGAAUUUAGAUGCAAACACAGAUGAUUGCAGCAAUGAGCAAGUGAAACAGCGGUUGAUCAGCGUCUCUCCAAAUCUCCCCAAACUCAUCAGUUCAAUGAAUGUACAGCCACCAAAGGAAAAUGAAAUAGUCCUGCUGAGUGGGUUAACAUCAGGAAACCUUCAGGCCGAUUAUGAAGUUCCCCAGUGUCCUUGGUUGGCAGAUGUCUGCUUGGUUCAGUGUGCACGGGGGGACAGGAGAAACAGCACGAGCUGCAUCAUUUUUGAAAUAAACAAGUUUCUGAUUGGACUUGAGCUUGUUCAGGAGAAACAGCUGCAAGUAGAAGCUCAUGUCCUAAAGCCUGAGGAUGACACAAACUGCUCCGUGUCCUCAAUCGAAGAAGAUUUCCUCACAGCAUCUGAGCACCUAGAGGAUGACAAUGAGGCUGAUGAAUGUAAAACAGGUCAUGAAAAGUUAAGUUCUUCAGAAGCAUCCUCAGAUGUCAAAAAAAGUAAAGGAAAGGGAUUUGAAAAUAGCCACUACAGAAAAACCAGAUUGCCAUCUAUUCUUGAAGGGAACUGCACUAAUGAAGAUAAAGCAGCUACUGGAGUCUCUGAAGCUGUGACUGUUGUGCCUGAAGAUGCAGUCUUACAACCUGAAGAUAAGGCAGACCAGGAAACACUGUGGCAGAAGGAAUUAGCUGGAAGAGCUACUUCAUCCUUUAGUACUAAUAAUUUGACCAGUGAGGUUGAAAAUUCCAGUUCAGCAAAGGUGUUGGAAGAUGUAUCUUUAACCAAAAUGGUUAAAGAGGAGCUAGGGUCUCUUCAUGACUUAACAGGAAAACACACCAGUAAGACAGAUGGAGACGAUUGCGCAGGUAUCAGGAAAACCGAUCCUCUCCCACAAGAUGAGCGGGCAACUACAGGUCAGUAUGCCACAAAUUUAGCAGAAUCUGUUCUGCAAGAUGCAUUCAUUAGACUGUCACAGUCUCAACCCGCUUUUAGUGAGGAGGCUGCCGUCAGCAUCUCUGUAGGAACCUCCUGUAAGUUGGAAGACGCACCUGCCUCCCGAUCAUGGAAUGAACUUCCAAAGAUUGUCAUAGUGCAAAGUCCAGACAGUUCUGAGAAUAUGUCUGACUGGCCAGGGUCUGCCUUCCCCAGCCUGCGUCACGGGACUGAAUCAGAAAGUUCUGCUGAAGUUUCAGAUUACUUUGAGGAAGGACAUUCAAACGGACACAGCCAGAGUGCACUGGAAGUGGCUCUGGCUUGUGCAGCCACUGUUAUUGGAACCAUUUCUAGUCCCCAGGCUGCAGAAAAAUUCAGACGGGAUCAAGAAGCCACACAGCCUAACAGUGGAGCAGUUGAUAAUGAAGAACACACAGCACCUUCACAGCUACUUGACUAUGCUGGCACAGAAUAUUCAUUUCCAUCUGCACUGUGUGGCAUGACUCAGGUAGCAAGUGCUGUAGCUGUUUGUGGUCUGGGGGAAACAAAGGAACAGAAGUACCCUGCUACUUCGAGCGGACUUCUGUCUGCUGCUCAGACUUCUGCAGCCAUUACUCUACAUUGCAGCAUAGCUUUAGGAAGCAGCAUGGAGAAACUAAAUUAUAGCAUUGCAGAGGCACUUCUCAAAGAGGCAUCAAUAAUUUUGACAAAACCCAACAUAUACAAAAAUGUAGGGCAUUUUAUGGAAUCCAUAAAUGGAAAAAUUAUUGAAACAGCAGCAAGACCACAGAUUCCACACACUAAUGAAGUAAUCAGGGAUGAACUUGCACAAAACUUAUCCAAUAUUAUUCUACGACAUUCUAUGGAGGAGGCUAGGAAAAGGAGGCAGCUACACCCCUGUUCAGAAAACUGCUCAAGUACACAAGACAUGUUCAUGGAGACUGCAAAUGAGUUGCUUUUUAACAUAGUAUAUUUCACUUUCAAGAAGAUGAACGACAUAAGACAAGUUGAAGAGUGUUCUCCCCUCUUUUCCAGGGGGACAGAGAAAGUAACAAGAGCAGAAGGAUGGUCAACACGGGCAACAGAAUACGAAACUUCACCUAGCCCCCUUGAUAGCUCUGCUGUUAAAACAUUUGGUACAUCCCACAGCACUAGUUCUAGCAAAGAUCUUGUAAAUGUCACAAAUACUAGGAAAAGUAAUAUGAAAGACGUAAAUAGCAAGGAAACUGCUCCACUAGAUUCAGAACCAACAAGUAGAGCUACAGGGCAUAAUGCACUUGUUGCAAAAACAUCUCCCAAGAAAAAAUACCUGAAAAGAACCACACGAGACUGUUACAAAUCCCCAAAUCAGAGUAAUAAUAAUCAUCAUAAGAAAGACUACAGAUCAUUUUCAGAUAGAGAAAAUACCUUUGCAAACAAUGAAUGCAAGCAUGGUGUUCAAGAACAGCUGUCUUCUGGUACUGCCAUAAAUGUGCAAAACCAGGCCAAGCAUAAGUCUAAUGCUGUGCUAAAUAAUGAUGUCCAGGUUAGCUUGUCUUUAUUAGGAAAUCAUGUCUUGCUUCCUUCACAGCCUGUGCUACAGGUGAAACAUUCAAGGGACAAAUAUUGCAUCACGGAUUUUGCAGAAGAAUUGGCAGAAACAGUUGUCUCUAUGGCAACAGAAAUAGCUGCCAUUUGUCUUGAAAAUUCAAAUGGAAAGCAACCUUGGUUCUGUGCGUGGAAGAGAGGUAACGAAUAUCUGGUGACCCAGAGUUUAUCUUGCAGAACCAUGAAAAGGAAAAAGGAAACCCAUGGUAAUGGUUCAGUUGUUCGGAAGAACAGGGCACCUAGACUUAGUGAGAUCAAAAGAAAAACAGAUGAGCAUCCUGAGCUAAAGGAAAGAUUGAUGAAUAGGGUAGUAGAUGAAUCUAUAAGCCUUGAGGACACACCAGACUCAGUCAAUAUCUUUGCUAAUGAAGUGGCUGCCAAGAUCAUGAACCUCACUGAGCUCUCCAUGGUUGAUGGCAUCUGGCAAGGUCCAAACCACCCCAGGAACAGGCUGCACUGUGAAAGAUGGAGCCGAGCCAAAGCCUCAAGCUGUGAGAGCAUACCUGAGGAGGACUCAGAUUCCAAAGCCUCUUUCAGUACCCUAGGCCUGAUGAACGCCUUUGGCCAGCCUGUCAGUCAGACAAGUUCUGUCUCAAAGCAAUCUAGUUGUGAAAGCAUUACAGAUGAAUUUUCAAGAUUCAUGGUGAACCAGAUGGAAAGUGAAGGAAGAGGUUUUGAUUUAUUACUAGAUUACUAUGCAGGAAAAAAUGCAAACAACAUCUUAACUUCCGCUUUGCAACAGGUAGCUAAGAAAAAUGGCCAUCUUAAUGUGAGACCAAGUUGCCCAUCCAAACAGUCCAGCACAGAAAGCAUAACAGAAGAAUUUUAUAGGUAUAUGCUAAGAGAAAUAGAAAAAGAAAAUAAAGAUAACUUAUUGUCCCCUCGGAAUUCAAAAGACUGGUGUGGCAAUUUGCUAUCACCCUCUCUACGAUCACCUUUUUGCUUUAGGCAAUCAUCAAUGCCUGACAGCAGAUCAUCAGGUUCUAGACUAACAGUUAGUGUCCCAGUUAAGGCAAAUUCAUUAGAUGGAUUUGCCCACCAUCACCAAGAUUCCUUAAGUGUACAGACAGUUAAUACAGUGGCUUCCUCCGGUCUUUGCAAGUCUGACUCAUGCCUGUACCAAAGAUGCAAGACUGACCAGAUAACAGAUAUGUUGAUUCACGAUACGUGGGCAAGUUCUAUUGAAUCUCUAAUGCGCAAGAACAAAAUCAUAGCAGAUGAGACAGAGGCUGCAGAGGCAGACCAGUUUCACAGUGAUUCCCCACCACAUGUGGAACAAUAUGCAAACAGACUGGCUGCAAAUAUUGUUGAAAGUGGUAAAAAUUUAAUUGUUGUCCAGCAGGAUUCUUUUGAUUAUACAAGCCAAGAACGUGUGCUGGAAAGCAAACAUCCUCAAAGCACAACUCAGACUCAAUCAAAUCCCCAAAGGGAUGGAGUAAAUUUGGAUGAGAAAAAACAGCACAUGAAGAACCCUGGAUGCCUCCCUGCAAGUCAGCAUAGGGAAGUGCCUUUAAUUCAGAUAGAAUCUGAUCAACGAGAUGAGCCAGAUAAAGGCUCAGAGUCCUUCAUUUCAGGUAGCCCUUCUGGAAAGGAGCAUCAAAGCAAAGAAAAGCCUCCAGAAGCUUUUGAUGGGAAACACACAGUUUCCAGUUCCCUACUAAAUAGCAACAGUCCUCAGAGCGGACCAGAUGCCGAAAUCGUAGGAGAGACAAAAACACCCGAAGAAUUUCCAAUCCACCUCAGCAGCAGUGAAGAAAGCACUGGCAGCUGGUCCCAGCUAGCUAACGAUGAGGACAAUCCUGACGACACAAGCAGCUACUUACAACUCAGCGAGCGAUCCCUGAGCAAUGGUAACAGCAGUACUACUAGCAGUCUUGGCAUUAUGGACCUGGAAAUUUAUCAGGAGAACGUGCCAUCUUCUCCUACGAUUAAUGAAUUAAUAGAAGAAAAGGGUUUCCUUAAAGAACAGACAGAAAAUACAGAGGAAAGUACUUCUGGGCUUUCAGUGGGAACAGCUAAUUGUCAAAAGGACCUACUGGUGAUAAAUUUUGAUCUGGAACCAGAGUGCCCCGAUGCAGAGCUGCGAGCCACCCUGCAGUGGAUAGCUGCUUCUGAACUUGGAAUUCCAACCAUCUAUUUUAAGAAAUCUCAGGAGAACAGAAUUGAAAAGUUUUCAGAUGUUGUGCAAUUAGUUCAACGGAAGUCCUGGAAAGUGGGGGAUAUCUUUCAUGCCGUGGUGCAGUACUGCAAACUCAGUGAGGAAGGCCAAGUGGUGACACCAAGCUUGUUUGAUUGGCUUCUUGAGCUGGGUUAAGAAAGCUCAACCUGUUCAUCAUUUUUGUUUUAUUCCAGUUUAAAUAAGCAGUGGUUUGUGUAACACUCCGAUUUCUGAAUGCCACUGAAUAAAAUGAGCAAAGAUAUACAAACUCUAGAGAAACAGCACAUGGCUGUUCCAGAACUGAAGAAGCUAAGUGAAACCAAGGUGUAUUGUAUCUUUCUGUAUCAUGAGGGGCUUGUGAUAUAUUGUGCUAUAGGGUGUACUGUACCAGAAGGGGAUGGAUUUUUUUAGUCUUCUGUAUUAAUGGGCUAUACAGUAAAGGCUUAAUUAAAUGUCUAAUAUGUUCCACUUUCAUCAGUUGGUUUAAAUCGAUCAGCCAAAAUGGGAUAGUACACAAACAUUCAGUUUUUAAUUGUCAAUAUUUUUACAGCUUAACUAUUAGAACCAGAGUGUGUUCCAAGAUGCCUAGAGAUGCACAUAUCCCUAGAUAAAUAAUUUUUUUUUAUCCCCGUAACCUAAGGGGUAAAAACUUUUGAACACUUGCCAUUAGUCAACACAACAAAAAGCUGCUGAAAGCACAUUUUAGUUUGUUUCCAUGUGAUUCUGUUCCAUAACCAUUCCCAAUUCCUGUCUUCUUCUCAAGGAAAUAAAAUCUAGACUCUCAGUUACUACCCUUAAAAAACCUGUCUCCUUUUCACUUGGAGGCAGUGCAGUUCAGCAUAGCUACGCAUGGUAUGUCCCUGAAAACAGCUCUGUGAGCCAAGGCAGCAGGUUUCUAAGCCCUGUCCUGCCACAGACCAUGUCCUCACAUGACCUUGGGCGAGUCAUUUCACCUCUGUGCCUCAGUGUCUCUACCUGGUAAAAGGGCGUAACGAUAUUACGAUUGUUACGUGAAGUGCUUCUAUUUAAAGCACUAUGUAACAUGCUACGUAUCAGUUAAAAUCAGUGAAAAAAAAUCCUAUUUUAAUUUUAAUUUAACCAAAUAAAUUGUUACUAAGUUGAAAAAAAAAAUUAUGCAUAUUUGAAUACAGUACCAUCUCAUAAAAAUCUUACUGUUAAUUUUUGUAACUUCCAAGAAAGCAAAAUGAUUGUUAGAAUUUCAUCAGACAUACUUGUUCAUUUUGGAUAUAAGUGUUUGGACUAUAUGUGUUAAUACACAUUAGUAUAAUAUUUAUAUGACUGUUUGAUAAAAUAAUCUAUGGUAUCGUCUUGUUGAGAUGAUCUGUUAGUAUCAUGCACUUAAUGAUGCAUUCUCUUGAUUCUGCCAAAGAGAUUGGUUUUGAAUUUAAAGGUAAUUGUAUUUAUCACAUCAGAGUUCUUCUAUUAUUUGUUUCUUUGAAAAUAUUUAUCUUUCCUCUUGCUCUACCUAAAUAGCAUAAUAGAAAACAUGCCUGCUUUUCCCAAUAAAAUAUUUAAGAGAUGUUUUAUUUUCCAUAUAACAGUAUAUGCUUCUGUAAUAUUUCUUGGGAAAAUGGGAAAAAAACCCAUCCUUUUGCACUAAAUAUUUUUGAAAAUUUUAAAGUAGUUUAAAAUAAUUUAUGAAAGAGCCAUAUUCUCAAUUUUAUCUUUAAAACCAUUCCUAAACUUGCAUGAUUGCAUCACUCAUUAUGAAACACAUAAUAGUUCGUGAAUCAAAAUCUAACGUGGAACAUUAAACAACAUGACUAAUCUACGUCUAUUCUGCAACAUACACAAAACAGUGAAGGUUGCUUUACUGUGAAAUAAAGGUCAUUUUAUUGCAUACACUGAACACUACUGUGCAGUCACUGGGUAGUAAUUCCCACUAACAUGAGUGACAACUCUGAAUGCUCAGCAUUUCUGAGGCUGAAAGUUAAUAAAAAGCACCAAGUAUUAUAAAGUGCUUUGAGUCAAUAAAAGGGAAAGUGUAUUUAUUUUUAAACCAAAUACAGUUAGUGUCAGUGUACAAGUUUUUUCUGUGAUAGAAUAAAUGUUUACUUAUCCUACAAAGCACAAAUAUAAUGAUGGAGUUGUAACAGUGUGAUGCAGUUUCUCUGUACAGUAGUUGUUAAUGUUGCAAUUUAUUCAGAAAUAAAUUUGUGUUAUAACGUG